AUGGCCCCGGCUCUUCUCACGACUUCGCUCACCAUUGCUGCGGCCCCUUUCCUCUUCUAUGCAGUGUUCCUCGGUGUCGCGACAAUUCCCUUUGUGCAGCGCCAUGCAUUGUACGCUCACAAAAUAAACACCCUGUUUCUGUAUGACGUGAAUGAGCCUACUUACUGGGGCUUCGCCAAGAACCAGGUGACGCCAUUUACUCUCACAACAUCAGAUCAAGAGUCACUAUAUAUCUGGCAUAUCCUCCCUCUUCCUCUAUAUUACAAAAAUGAAGACAACAUGGCCGCCCAGUCCUCGGGCUUGUCGACCGAUGUCACCAAAACGGAGGCGUUUAAACUACUAAAGAGCGACCCCAACGUGAAGCUGGUUAUAUCAUUUCAUGGAAAUGCUGGACACGUUGCUCAAGGCAUGAGACCCGAGACCUUCCACGCACUGACCGAUGCAGGCUCAUAUCAUGUAUUGUCCUUUGACUACCGCGGGUUUGGCUACUCAACUGGCGUGCCAAGCGAGGCCGGGCUCAUUCAGGAUGGUUUUACCUUGGUUGAAUGGGCUAUGAACGUUGCAGGCGUUCCUCCCAGCCGCAUCGUCAUUCUUGGCCAAAGCCUGGGCACAGCCGUCGCCAGCGCUGUCGCAGAGAAAUACUCUGGAAAGGGCGUUGAGUUUGCAGGCAUCGUCCUCGUCGCUGGUUUUAGCGAUCUUGCCACCAUGAUUGGUGGCUACCGCAUGGGCGGCCUCGUGCCGCUGCUCGGCCCUUUCAGCUACUGGCCAGGUUUUGUCAAGCUGUUGGAUCGAUUCAUCGUUGACAAGUGGCACUCGGCAGAUCGCAUAGUCAACAUUGUCCGUCGGACGAAGACUCGUCUUCGGCUAAGUCUGCUGCAUGCGAAGGACGAUGCUGACAUUCCCUACACCGAAGACAACAAGCUCUUCAAAGCAGCCGCCGGCGAACUUGUCGGCGACAUUGACGAAGCGGAAUUCCACGCCAUGAAGGAGCAGAGAACAAUUCAGAAAGGCAAAGACUCGGCAGUAACAACCUGGAAAGCGGAUCCAGAUAUGAUCAUUCGACAGGAGCUGAUUCCCUACGGUGGGCAUAAUAACAUCAUGGGCUCUUCUAAUAUGAUUAUGGCCGUCCUGCGCUGCUUUGAUGAUUAA
Messenger RNA from Akanthomyces muscarius, 1149 nucleotides. RefSeq lists its product as uncharacterized. Bases 1 to 1149 code for a protein of 382 amino acids. Lineage: Eukaryota; Fungi; Ascomycota; Sordariomycetes; Hypocreales; Cordycipitaceae. The record is from RefSeq and is a predicted model, not a curated record. The transcript has 6 exons.